Molecule: messenger RNA, 813 nt
Organism: Anthostomella pinea
Lineage: Eukaryota; Fungi; Ascomycota; Sordariomycetes; Xylariales; Xylariaceae
Source: the annotation of a GenBank genome assembly
AUGAACAGCUACUCGGCUUUUCUGGACAGAUUCUGCUACUGGGGUCUUCACAAUCCUCAUUCUCUGGUUGCAGCGCCGCCCAUUACAUCCACGCUCGCCGCCGAGCUGGGGAUUUCGUUUAAAUCGUCCCUGUCGCCCCGGGCCGCAGACAUCCACCCCCAAUCCCCCAGACACGAGCAUCGUCAGCACAGUCACCAAGGCCCCGACCCCAGCCCCAGCUCCUCGAGAGCCCCUGCCGAGAAGAACGCCUUCGAACCCUCAGAGCUGCGAAGACAAAAACUCUUAGACAUGUUGCGCAUGGGUUCCCCCUACACUCGGGAACAAUCCCGUAUCUCACUCGACGGCUGCAAUAAGCACACUGGUAUAAGCAGUAAAAGUUUCAUACAACAGAGAUGCUUAUUAGACGAUACCCAGACCUCGAAACCUCUCAUACAUAAGUCGAUCCACAUGCAUACCAUCGACAGCAUUACCGAGUCCCUCAAGAAACGUCUCCGUUACAUAGCGCACCGGAAUUUCCCCUUACCCUACAACCCCGACGACGAGCUGUUGUCGGGCCACCACCCCAACUUCCACCAAGGCGGCCUCGACAUCCCCAGGUCCCCCGACGACCAGCUCAUCCAUUAUUUUUGCGCCAGUCCUACCUUUGUCUUGGAAGUUGGGUAUGGCCGGGAGGGUUGCCACCACCCAAAGCUAGGCAGGGACUACUUCCAGUUCAGCAAGGGAAAUAUCAAGACUGUACUUGCAGUCAAUGUCAGCUACCCGCACCAGACCACCGCCACAGUCUCGCUCUAUCGCGCGGCUGGCACAUCAUGA